GUUUGUAUCCACAACUUCCUUACCAUCGCGACUGCCAAACGUGCUUGUCGUGCUUGUCUGUCGUUCUUGCUCCCUUGGCAUUCAUUCACCUACCCUUCUCACACUCUUUUGUUGACCUUCAACUGGUCGGCGGCGACCAAAUCGACCUUCCCCGGCGGACGGCAUUCCACUCCGCAACCACACACGCGCGCCUUCCAUCCCUGCGGACACGCACAGUCGCCACAAACCCGGCCAGCGUCACCAAGACACUACUGACAGCGACUGUCGAUCAUCUCACGGAUCAUCAUACCGCGAGUCGUAAUACAACAUAUUCCAUUCACAAUGCGAACUUUCGCAUUGGCAUCCGCUGCGGCGGCCAUAGUCGGCAGCGCAGCUGCAGCCGACCUUCCUUCGAUCGUGAUCAAGGGAUCAAAGUUCUUCUACGAGAACAAUGGCACGCAAUUCUUCAUGCGCGGUGUGGCUUACCAGCAGGACUAUUCGGGCGGUGGUAGCACCGGCGACACCUCCGACACCCAGACAUACAAAGAUCCUCUCGCCGACGCAGACGCUUGCAAGCGUGACAUUCCAUACCUGCAAGAGUUGUACACCAACACCAUCCGUGUCUACGCCAUCAACCCCGACUCGAACCACGAUGAGUGCAUGAGCAUGCUCGCCGAUGCGGGCAUUUACGUUGUCGCCGAUUUGUCUGCGCCAGUCGAUGGCUCCUCGAUCAACCGCAACAGCCCAGCAUGGAACGAUGCUCUCUACGAGCGAUACACAUCCGUCGUCGACGCCAUGGCGGGCUACAGCAAUGUCCUCGGCUUCUUCGCCGGUAACGAGGUUUCCAACCAGCCCAACAACACCGACGCAAGCGCGUUCGUCAAGGCUGCGGUCCGUGACACCAAGGCAUACAUCAAGUCGCAGAACUACCGCUCAAUCGGUGUGGGUUACGCGACCAACGACGAUGCAGACAUUCGCGAGGACAUGGAGAAGUACUUCAACUGCGGCGACCAGGAGGCCGCGAUUGAUUUCUGGGGUUACAACAUCUAUUCUUGGUGUGGUGAGUCUUCUUACUCCAAGUCUGGCUACGAUGUUCGCACCAAGGAGUUCUCGUCCUACUCGGUGCCCGUCUUCUUCGCCGAAUAUGGUUGCAAUGAAGUUCAGCCACGUCCAUUCACCGAGGUUGGCGCAUUGUACGGCGAGAAGAUGACUCCAGUCUGGUCUGGUGGUAUUGUAUACAUGUACUUCCAAGAGGCCAAUGACUACGGACUCGUCACCGUCGAUGGCGAUAGUGUGAAGACAAACGAGGACUUCGACAACCUGAAGAGCGAACUCGCCAAGAUUGACCCAUCUGGCGUGAACUCCGCCUCGUACUCGCCAACCAACUCCCCAGCAGCUUGCCCAACCGAGAGCAGUGAGUGGAAUGCGAAGUCUUCUCCUCUUCCACCAUCUCCAAACAAGGAGCUCUGCACUUGCAUGUACAACUCCUUGGGUUGUGUUGUCACCAGCCAGACUGACGUUGACGACUACGGUGACCUUUUCGGCACAGUCUGCGGCUACGGUGAUGACGUCUGCGCCGGCAUUACUGCCAAUGCUUCUACUGGUUCUUACGGCGCAUACAGCAUGUGCAACUCGACUGAGCAACUCGCUUUCGCCUUCAACCAGUACUACCUUUCUCAGAACAGUGCAGCGGACGCGUGUGACUUCAACGGCGCUGCUGUCACCAAAUCUGCCACAAAAGCUUCUGGCUCUUGCCAGACCCUCAUCUCUGAGGCUGGAACUGCCGGUACUGGCACCGUCACCUCGAGCCCUACCGCCAACUCCAACCAACAGGCUCAACAGUCCGGAAAGGGAUCAUCCUCAUCCAGCGGUGCAGCUUCGCCUCUUGGUGUGCCAACUGCUGGCGCCAGCUUGCUCCCUGUGUUUGGUAUCAUGAUCUUGGGCAUGAUCUCCGGCGCUGGAAUGAUCUUGUUGUAAACGAGUCCAAAAUUUACGUAUUUGGGUAUACGGCACAAACAGGAUCGAUCCCACAGAGAAGCGGCUAUUUUGUCGCGGGGAGGAUUCUGCAUUCUUCUGUUGUGAUGGACGAUGAGUUUUUGGUUUAAGGGCACGGCGCUCUCUUUUGCUUGGGUGAUUGACUCCCUUUGGGUAAGGGUGGGUUCUCGACUGUAUAGUAAUCACCAAUGACAAAAACACUUUAAAACAUUCGACGUCUUGAUCUGACUCUCGUUGCACCUUUGGUUUGAUCCUUGGCGCCUGUCUGUACGCA
This is a messenger RNA of Cercospora beticola, 2248 nucleotides long. It is a transcript of the gene GAS1, whose product is annotated as 1,3-beta-glucanosyltransferase GAS1. The record is from RefSeq and is a predicted model, not a curated record. Lineage: Eukaryota; Fungi; Ascomycota; Dothideomycetes; Mycosphaerellales; Mycosphaerellaceae. Gene Ontology annotation, cellular component: plasma membrane. Gene Ontology annotation, molecular function: 1,3-beta-glucanosyltransferase activity. Gene Ontology annotation, biological process: fungal-type cell wall organization; fungal-type cell wall (1->3)-beta-D-glucan biosynthetic process.